This is a messenger RNA of Monascus purpureus, 1907 nucleotides long. The record is from the annotation of a GenBank genome assembly. NCBI's taxonomy places the organism in Eukaryota, Fungi, Ascomycota, Eurotiomycetes, Eurotiales, Aspergillaceae.
CGACUUCUCAUCACAUGAAUUCGUCAUUCUUUCCUCGUUCACCUGUUUCUAGUGUGUUUCUCUCAUUGUCACCGCUUCGUAUCGCAUCCUCUUCUGUUUACUGACCGAGUCAGGUUGGCAAACAGAUAUCAUCCAGCUUUCAACAUGUCUGAGCAACCUGCCGCCGAUAAACCAGCAGCUACUCCUGCCGCUGAGGCUUCCGCAACCGCGACUGAAACCUCGGCUGCUGUUCCUGAGUCACAGCCAACCGAGAAGCAGCCUCAGGAGGAAGCUACGCCCGUCGCAAAUGGCGAUGCCAAGCCAACUACUGAACAAGACGCGCCUGCGCUUGCUCCUGCUCCCGCGUCCACUGCUGAGGUCGCUGGUGAUGCCAAGGCACCGGAGGAGUCUGCAGCGAAUGCGGCUCCUGCUGCCGAAAAGGCUGUCGAAGCUGAGCCCAAAAAGCAAGAAGAGGAGGCUAAACCAGCGGCAACAGAGGAACAGCCUGCUGCGGAAGCUGAAAAGAAACCCGAUUACCUCACUAAAAACCCUGCUCUGAGCCAGUUCUUUGAACGGCUCUCUGCUAUUCUUUCCAAAACCGAACACGGCGAGAUGUGGGGUGUGCCUCUGAAGGUAGACUACAAUGAUAUCCCCACUAUCAAUAUUCUGAUCAAGUUCCUCCGUGCCAACGAGGGUAAUGUCAAACUCGCGGAGGAGCAGUUGACAAAGGCGCUUGAGUGGCGUAAGAAGAUGGACCCCGUGGCUCUGCUUGAGAAGGGGAGCUACAAUGCCGAGAAGUUCGAUGGGCUGGGUUACAAGACAAUAUACAAGAACGAUGAUGGGAAGGAUAUCGUUGUCACUUGGAAUAUCUAUGGCAGCGUGAAUAGCGACGUGACUUUUGGUAAUUUGGACGAGUUCCUCAAGUGGCGUGUUGCACUUAUGGAACUCGCCAUCAAAGACCUGAAACUCGGUGAGGCAACUUCGGUCUUGGACUACACCGGUGAGGACCCGUACCAAAUGAUCCAGGUCCACGACUACCAGAACGUCAGCUUCCUGCGGAUGAAUCCCAAUGCUCGCAGUGCUUCUAGGAAGACAAUCGAGGUCUUUUCCACAGCGUACCCGGAGCUGCUCAAGGAGAAAUUCUUCGUCAAUGUCCCCGCUAUUAUGGGCUGGAUGUUCGCGGCGAUGAAGGUGUUCCUCAGCAAGAACACUACCCGUAAAUUCCAUCCUAUCUCGAAUGGCGCCAACCUGGCCCGUGAGUUCCCCGCCUCGUUGGCAAAACUCCUCCCCAAGGUGUACGGUGGUCAGGGUCCUGAUCUCAAAGGGAAUGCGGAGACGGUUAAACUUGAGGCUCCGGUGAAGGAAUCCAGCGCCAACUCCGAAGCGCCAAAGGAGGAGCCAGCGAAGGAGGAUAAGAAACCGGAAGCCCCCCAGGAGGUCGCAAAGGAAGAGUCCAAAGCAGAGGAAACCAAAGGACAACCGGCGACAACUGAGACAGCUGUUGCAGCGCCCGAGGCUGCUGAGGCCAAAUAAGCCACACCUCUCUGAUUCCGACGGACUGUCUUUAUACCCAAGUGACGUCUGGCGAGAGUUGACGAGAUCGUUUUCGCAUUCUAACAUGCAACGCAUCCCGUACAUUAAUGUCUUUUUCUUUAAUUACUUAUGAGAGGUGGGAUCCGGCUGGCCGUGGGAGAAGCUGGGUGGUAAACGCAGAAAAGUCUCGAGUGCCUGUCCUGCCAAAGGGAAACGAGGCAUGUGCAGCUUGAAUUGAUACCCUUGAUGAGCAUGGAGCAGUCAGAUUGACGGUUCAUUGGUUUUGCUUUAAUCCAAGCAUCUUAUUAUUUCGGUAUGUCUUUUAAUCCACUCAAAAUUAGAGAUACUCCUAUUCUAGUUAGUAGUUAGAAUUCACUUCAUUACUUUCACUUCCA